CGUAAGUAUGUCGUUUUUUGAUUUUGUUCCAGUUUCUUUACAAUAUCAAAACACGGAGAAAAUAAAUAUACACAUACAUAAUUUUAUGUUUUGCUGCUGUUUCUUGUUCUUGUUGUUUGGUUUGAUUUAGUUUUGGGCAGAGGGCAAAGAUGGCGCUGGCGUAUCAGCUGAGUUCAAAUUGCGAGAUGGCUGCCAAAUUUUUGAGAAGAUUUUAAUUGAUGCUUGAAUUCUCUGCAAAAUAAUGUUGAUUAGGUCGUUCAUUGCGCUUAAAAGCAAUUUGAGUGCGAUGAAUGACUUGAUGCAAUCCUAAAGCAGCUGCUAGGAUGGGCACCAACAUCUCCCAGUUGGAGAGGGACAUUGGUUCAGAUCAGUUCCCGCCCAAUGAACAUUACUUUGGCCUUGUCAACUUUGGCAAUACUUGUUACUGCAAUUCGGUGCUCCAAGCAUUGUAUUUUUGCAAGCCUUUUCGGGACAAGGUCCUUGAGUACAAGGCACGCAAUAAACGCCCAAAGGAGACUCUACUGACCUGUCUGGCUGACCUCUUUCACAGCAUAGCCACACAGAAGAAAAAGGUUGGGUCAAUAGCGCCAAAAAAGUUCAUCGCUCGUUUGCGGAAAGAAAAAGAGGAGUUUGACAACUACAUGCAGCAAGAUGCACAUGAAUUUUUGAACUUCCUCAUCAAUCACAUAAGUGAAAUCAUUCUUGCCGAGAGAAAUAUUCAGCAGGGUAAAGGGAAAAGCCUAGUUCCUGCUGAAAUGCCCAAUUCCCAACCUGAGCCAACUUGGGUACAUGAAAUAUUCCAAGGUAUUAUGACUAGUGAAACUCGCUGCUUGAACUGUGAAACUGUGAGCAGUAAAGAUGAGCAUUUCUUUGACCUUCAAGUAGACGUAGAACAGAAUACAAAUAUAAAUCACAGUCUUAGAUGUUUUUCCAACACUGAGAUUCUGUGCAGUGAUAACAAAUUCAAAUGUGAUAACUGCCGCAGUUAUCAAGAAGCACAGAAAUGGAUGCGAGUCAAAAAGUUUCCUAUGAUACUAGCUUUGCACCUAAAAAGAUUUAAGUAUGUUGAGCAGUACAACAGGCACAUCAAAGUUUCUCACCGAGUAGUUUUUCCUUUUGAAUUAAGACUCUACGAUAAUACAGUGAGCUACUUAAUUUUUCCUAAUGAUAAAUUGAAAUUUAUUUGGGAAAAAACGCAGAGUGAUGACAUGGCAAACCCUCCAGAGAGGCCGUAUGACCUAGUAGCUGUGGUAAUCCAUUGUGGCAGCGGCCCUAACAGAGGCCACUACAUCAGCAUAGUCAAGAGUCACAGCUUCUGGCUGCUCUUCGAUGAUGACAUGGUUGAUAAAAUCGAUGCAUCCACCAUCGAAGACUUCUACGGUCUCACAUCAGAUAUUCAAAAGUCAUCAGAGACUGGGUACAUUCUUUUCUACCAGUCAAGGGAGUACUCUUCAUAGUGUACAGACUUUUAGGUAAAUACUUCUCAUCUGUGAUUGUGUUAUGGCAACUCUUGAAAAUUGUUUUGUUUUUUUUUUUCAA
This is a messenger RNA of Neocloeon triangulifer, 1539 nucleotides long. It is a transcript of the gene Usp12-46, whose product is annotated as ubiquitin carboxyl-terminal hydrolase 46. Gene Ontology annotation, biological process: protein deubiquitination. The transcript is spliced from 8 exons. Lineage: Eukaryota; Metazoa; Arthropoda; Insecta; Ephemeroptera; Baetidae. The record is from RefSeq and is a predicted model, not a curated record. Gene Ontology annotation, cellular component: cytosol; nucleus. The coding region runs from base 324 to 1457 and encodes 377 amino acids. Gene Ontology annotation, molecular function: cysteine-type endopeptidase activity; cysteine-type deubiquitinase activity.